CACCCUACACGGCUGAACAACGGAUCGAUAAAUUUUUAUCCUAGCUUGUUAGCAAGAUUUGUAGUUAAAAACCUAUCACAGAAAUAAAUAUUUAAAAACAUCGAUAAUCAAUCUUUUAAUUGAAAGAAAAUUGAAUAUCAGUUUAUCGAACUAUCAUAUUAUCCACUCUUACGUCAGAAUGAUUGUACUUUCAUGGUUGCUUCCAUUGGCUUAUAUCAUAUGGUGGGCGGAAUCCGCGGUUCGAUAAGUUCGAAGUGCGAGCCUGGGAGCAACAGGCCUGCAAGCUCGAGGAAGUUCUCUGAAUUUUCAGGAUACGAGAUACCGUUUAUCUAUGACAGAAUAUUAUGUUACAGAAGCAAUUUUCUAAAAGUACCUCGCCCACGGUGAAUCGUGUUUAGUGGUCAAUCUUAGGUUUAAAGUUUCCAUAAAUUAGAUAGUGAAAAAAGACAUUGCUGACUCGUAAUCCUUUUGCGUCUUCUCGUAACAAUAUUUCGUGUAAUACGUUUAGUGCAAUAAAUUCCUAUAGUGCAAUAAAUUCGUACAGUGCAAUAAAUUCGAUGUUCACAAUGACGAUCAAUCCAGCAGAUUUUAUUACAUCAAAACGAUGGAUCUUGUUCUUUCUGUUUAUGUUGAGUCAAAUGAUCAAUGGUCACGAUGACGUGCAUACUCCUCAGUACACCAACGACAAUUUUUUCGCGGAAAUUAAAAAAAAGAAUCAUUUUGUUAUGUUUUAUGCACCAUGGUGUGGACAUUGUCAAAGACUUGGACCUACAUGGGAACAGUUGGCGGAGAUGUCAAAUGAAGAAGGCAAUAAUAUAAGAAUUGCAAAAGUUGACUGUACUACCGAGAGUACUUUGUGUAGUGAACAUGAUGUCACUGGAUAUCCUACGCUGAAGUUUUACAAGGCUGGUGAAACCAAAGGCAUUAAGUUUAGAGGAACUCGAGAUUUACCUUCUCUGACUUCUUUCAUUAAUGACCAACUAGGUAGUUCUUCUCCGCUUGAGGAUGUUGCCCCUUCCCCUCCAGAAGCAGUGAAUGGUUUAUUAGAGUUGACAGAGGAUACAUUUGAGAAACACGUUUCCUCUGGACAUCACUUUGUCAAGUUUUAUGCACCUUGGUGCGGACACUGUCAGAAAUUGGCACCGACAUGGGACGAGUUAGCCAACAGCCUUCGUCAUGACGAUGCAGUUGGCAUUUCUAAAAUAGACUGCACUCAACAUCGCAGCAUUUGCGGCCAAUUUGAUAUCAAAGGAUAUCCUACAUUGCUGUGGAUUGAAGAUGGAAAGAAAGUAGAUAAAUACACUGGUCAGCGCACCCACGAGGAGCUCAAAGCCUACGUGUCGAUGAUGCUGGGCAAGAACGCUGACGAAUCGAAUCAGAAGAGCGAAAGCAACGAUAGCACGCCGCAUGCCAUACUAAGUCUAACUGCCGAUAGUUUCCAGCAUGGUGUAGAGAAGGGACUCUCGUUUGUUAAGUUCUUCGCGCCCUGGUGUGGCCAUUGCAAGCGUCUCGCGCCCACGUGGGAGCAGUUGGGUAAAAAGUUCUUUGGCAACGAGAAUGUGAACAUCGUAAAGGUCGACUGCACGCUUGAAACAAGCAAAGAGUUAUGCAACGAGCAAGAGGUCGACGGUUUCCCGUCGUUGUACUUAUAUCGAAAUGGACGCAAGGUCUCCGAGUACAAUGGCUCGCGCAAUCUCGAUGAUCUCUACGACUUUGUGAUGAUUCACUUGCAGGCGCAUGACGAGUUGUAAUCCCGCGCACCUCGACGCAGCGCUGAAAUUGUGUCAGUAAUAUUUCCAAUCGUAUUGUAAGUAAUUUAAUUGACUCUACAUAUACCAGCGCAACCGGUGCGUCGCUGAUCAUUAUAUCUUGCCAUCGAAUUGCAAGCAGAAGCGAUAGCUUUUUCAUUUUUAUACCCUACAUCGGGGAAAGAAACAACACAGAAAGAAAGAGGAUUGUAGAAUGUGUAAGCCCGUAAUGGGGAGAAAUGUACUUCCACAAUAUAUCUUUACGAUUGUCCUACCGUA
Odontomachus brunneus is the source of this 2027-nucleotide messenger RNA. It is a transcript of the gene prtp, whose product is annotated as thioredoxin domain-containing protein 5 homolog. Gene Ontology annotation, molecular function: protein disulfide isomerase activity. The record is from RefSeq and is a predicted model, not a curated record. NCBI's taxonomy places the organism in Eukaryota, Metazoa, Arthropoda, Insecta, Hymenoptera, Formicidae. The coding region runs from base 558 to 1751 and encodes 397 amino acids. Gene Ontology annotation, biological process: protein folding. Gene Ontology annotation, cellular component: endoplasmic reticulum. The transcript is spliced from 5 exons.